AGGUUCCUGAGACAGCACACUUUUGUAAAGUUUGGCUGACGAUUUGUUUACUUAAAUCAUCAGUAAAGUCAAGUGUGCGAAAAUUGGCACUUAAGCCCCACUUGAAAUCGAAUCAACGGUACAAUAUCGCUAUUUAGCAUGCAAUAUAAAUAGUGUGUAUGAUGCGAUGGUAUGGCAAAUGAACUUAAGGACUUUGCAGUAAUAAAUAUCGUACAUAAAUACCUACUUAAGCUCAAGAAGUCAAACAAAAUCUGCAUAAAGUGGCUGCGAACAAACAGUUAGCGACAACAAAGACGGAGACACAUGCAAACACGCAUACACUCACACGCAUUCACACUGAUGAACAGGCAGCUGGCUUCACGCUGCUGUGAUUGGCUGCAAGGCGGCCAUUUUCUGUACGGUCCACAGCAGACGAAUACACACCCACACAUGCGUGCGCCUGUUAGCAUGUUGUGUACGUGUGUGCGGGUGGUUCGACAUCGUUUGUUGGAAAAAUGAUUCAGUUCGAAAAACGCGCUGACAAAUUGAGGACACGCUCGAGUGCGCAGCGGAACGGCGCAUUGCUUAAGAUUUGAGCUAAAGGAAAAAAAUCAAAUACACGUUCUCGGUUGCAAGGGGUGCGUGUGUAAUUUUCCCCCCUGAACUACACCCCUUCAGAAGACAAACUAACCAACCAGCUACUUGGAAUUGUUGUCGCAGUCUCAGUCUCAGUGGCAGUCGCAGUCAAGUGUCGUUCGGUUCUCGACGUGUAGUUCAAGUGCAUUUUGGCAAAUUGUUGUAUUUAUUUUAAUUUAAAGUGCCUCUUCAAGAGCUCAAGUGAUUCGAAAUUGUGCCAAAGCCAAAGUGCAAUAAAUAAUAAUGUUGCAGCAUCAUCAACACCAGGCACAAACCGCCGGCUACUAUGAUUACAAUCAAACACCUAGUCCGGGCAGCAUGACAAAUGCGGAUGCCCUCAACACAACUCCAUUCUCAGUCAAGGAUAUACUCAAUAUGGUCAAUCAAACUGAGGCCUACGAUGCUGGCUAUGGACAUCUCGAUAGCGCGACGGCAGCUUCAACGCUCUAUGGCGCCGGCGAUUACCAGCUUCAUCAGCAUCAGCAGCAUCUCCAGCUCCAGCAGCAACAGCAGCAGCAUCAGCAGCAACAGCAGCAGCAGCAUCAGCAACUGCAGCACCAUCAGCAGCAACAACAACAGCAACUGCAAAAUCAUUUGGUUGAGCAUGAUGAGGAUGCGAUGGCCACGACUUCAUCGCUGUCGCCUUUGCUGCCACCGCCACAUGGUCAUCAUCCUCACGCACAUGCCCAUCAUCAUCAUCAUCAGCUGUACGCUGGCUAUCAUCAGGACUAUGGCAUGCCAGCGCACAUGUUCCAGCAUCCACAUCCGCACGCGCAUCAAGGCUAUCAGCCCGCCUACAAUGUGUCCGCCUCGCAGUUCUAUGCGGGCAACGCUUCCAAUGCCUAUCAGACCUCCUCCGCCGGCUACAACUACAACUAUGCGACCGCAGCCUCCGCUGUCGCCAGUCCUGGCGAUCUCUAUGCCAGCGCUGCCUCCGCCUCCUCCACGCUGCCCUCAGUUGGAUCACCCGCUGUCUCCAAUGCUGCUGCUGCUAUUCUCGCUGCCGGCACCAUCAAGAGCGAGUAUAUUCCCACGCCCUACGUCACGCCCUCGCCCACCCUCGAUCUGAACAGCUCCACGGAGGUGGACGGCGGACACGGCUCGGCGCACAAGCUGGCCGGGAAUGGCAUCGCACAGCGACUGCUUGAUCCACAGCGAGCGGGAGAGUGUGCCAAGCGAAAGGAGAGUCAGGUGACUUCAUCGCGCGCUGAGCUGCGCAAGAACAGCAGCCAAAAUGGAAGUGGGAACAGCAGCAACAACAGCAACAGCAGCAAUAACAACAACAACAACAACUCGUCUGGAAAACCGCGAAUGAAGCGCAAACCUCGAGUGUUAUUCUCUCAGGCACAAGUGCUGGAGUUGGAGUGUCGCUUUCGCAUUAAGAAAUAUUUAACUGGUGCGGAGCGAGAAAUCAUUGCACAGAAAUUGAAUUUGUCGGCGACGCAGGUGAAGAUCUGGUUCCAGAAUCGACGCUACAAAUCGAAGCGCGGCGACAUCGAUGGCGAUGGCAUUGUGAAGCAUCAUCAUCAUCAACAGCAGCAGCAGCCACAGAUGAAGCUGAAGGAGUCAACGGGAGGCAGCUCUUUGCCUCCCCCGCUGCCCAAUCACAUGAUGUGGCCAAGUGCAGCACAGCAGCUGCAAUAG
Molecule: messenger RNA, 2259 nt
Organism: Drosophila albomicans
Lineage: Eukaryota; Metazoa; Arthropoda; Insecta; Diptera; Drosophilidae
Product: muscle-specific homeobox protein tinman
Exons: 3
Coding region: 859-2259 (466 amino acids)
Biological process (GO): regulation of transcription by RNA polymerase II; cell differentiation
Cellular component (GO): nucleus
Molecular function (GO): RNA polymerase II cis-regulatory region sequence-specific DNA binding; DNA-binding transcription factor activity, RNA polymerase II-specific
Source: RefSeq, a predicted model, not a curated record